UAAUGAGGAACGAAACGGUUGGACGCAGCUAAGUUCAAAGCGCAACCAAUGAUCCAAUGAGAGGACAGAUUAAUUAAAAAUUGAGUUAAAUGAAUAUAUAAACGCGCGAAAUAUAUGUCGAUAUUGUUCGAAUUGGUAAUUGAAAAAAAAGAAAGGCGAAAGCACGAGAAUGAACGGAAAUCUAUUGCAGCGGAUAAAAAGCAAAUUGAAUGCAAAGUUUUAUGUGAUGAACGACACAUGGCUAAGUGAUUGUGUCGAAUAUUUUUUCAAUGACAAAAAUCCUCAUGAAAUAACAGAUAAACACAUUUUAGAAUUUGUGGAGAGUCAGUGGCAAUUGAGCGACCUGCGAGAAAUAAGCAGUGAAAAUGGGUGUCUUCCAACAAACCUGAUGCAACAAGUGCGCAUUGUGUUAACUGGCACUUAUAUUCUACAGGUAGACAAGAUGUAUGACAUAGCAAGUUCCAAGUACAAGCAGUUAUGCCAAAUUCGGAAAGUCAAUAGCGAUAAUUUAGAAGUAACAGAAAAAGAGAAACAAACUGAGUGGGAGCCUAAAGCUAGAAGAACGAUGCAAUGGUGUCUCACAGAUGGAGUGCAGAAUAUUAUUGCAAUAGAAUAUACUCCAAUGAAGCAAAUGGCAAGUAUACUACUUCCUGGCUACAAAGUGAUGAUAAUUGGUCCAGUUGAUUGUAGACGUGGUAUCAUUUUGCUGGAAGAUGGCAAAUACAGAGAGAUUGGCGGAGAGGUUGAAUCUAUGCUGAAAGCCAAUGCACUGGAGAAUAUUUUAGCUAGAGCUUUAGAUGAGCCAGAGAACCCAGAUCCAUAUCAUGACAAUGGACUGCUCAGAAAUCAGAUUAAUUCAAACACUCCAACAAAUCCUACAAAUGAAAACAGUUUUUUCGACGAUGAUUUCGAGGAAGCUGUUGAUUUGGAGGCAGUGACCGCGAUUGAACAGCAAAGCCAGGAAACAGUCAGAACUAUUCAGAAUCAGGAUUACGUACCUGAAAAUAUUAGGGGGCAGAGACAAAAUACUCAAGCAAUCGGAAACGACACGACGGAAGAAUUUUUGGAGGACAUCGACUUUGAACCCUUAGAGAAUUGGUCCAGCAAGGAUCCCCCGGUGAGACCCAUACGAACAUUACCAACAUCGCGGAUGGAGAUUGACGGUUUUGAAGAUAAUGAUAUAACGAUAGUUGAGGAAAGGUCAACUUUUGCAUGCAGUUCUCGAAUGAAAUCAUCGUUGCCCACGAAGUCUUCUAAGAAAAAAGAUGUUACAGAUUUUCCCGACGAUGAUUUCGCUUUUGAUGACUGCAAGAUUAUAACAGAAUCGCAGGUCAGUCAAGAACAAGGUAGAAAUUCCUUCAAGUUUAAGAGUGAAACUGGAAAGCGUUCCUCUCUACGAACGUCUGGGCCGAGACUGACGAACGAUGACAUCAAAACGAAAGUUGAGAAAUGUACCUCCGUGGGAGUCUCGACGGCGCGAAAAGACAUAUCUGUGGCGAGCACUUCGAGAACCGUUCAGGAAAUACCAAAAGCCAAGACGAUUUCCGAUUUUUUUGCGCCUCCGCCUCCUCCAAAAAUUUGCGACGUUCUGAGCGACGUGCUUCGCGAGAAUGUCACGCGAACGAUAUACAGAAUGGUGAGGGGCAAAGUGAAGAAUCACUCAACGUUAACGAAGCAAGGUAAAUGCUGGGCGUUGACUGCACUGAUCACGGACCAUACUUCCAGCGUAGAAGUCUGCUUCGAUUCUGAGAUUUUAGAGAAAUUUCUCGGAUUUACUGUGCAGGAAUUUUCACACAAAAAGAAAUUCGCAAAAUCAGAUCCGCAAGUAGACAGUGAGUUGCGAAUGAGUUUACGUAAGGCACAACAUCAAAUAGGGAAUCUAGACGCGUUGUUGAAACUGGAAUUAACUCCGGAUCAAAUGCCAAAAGUUGUACGAAUCACGCAGCAGAAAGGAGAACUUACAAAGAGGUCUGCAUGCAACUAAGUGAACUCGCAUAAACGAUAAGGAAAUUUUCGUAAUCCAAAAAAAUUUUUUACCUCGUAAAAGUAUUUGGUUAUUUUAUAGAGUAGUUCAAUUCGAAAAUUAUACAAGCAGCAAUCGCAAAAAUAUAUGUAAUUUAAGUUAGUGUAACAAAAAUAUUCUGCGCCUUGGAGGAAGGAAAAGGAUUAAAAGGAAGGAUUAAGGGAGGAAAGGAUUAAAUUAUAGAAUAUUGUUUUAAAAUUUAUAAUAAAUACUAUUCUUGACAAACGAAACAAUUUCGUUUCCUAUAUACGGACGAUUGUAAUCGAUACGUGCUCAUACAGGGUGUUCUGGGAUCGCCGAAAAAUGGACAUAUAACGUUAUUAUCCUGUUUAAAUAUUUUUCUUAUCUUUAAAAAAAAUCGAACUAAAGACACCAAAGACGCUAGUCUCUUUAGUUUUACAUAUCUGUCGUCCAAAAAGAACAAAUUUCGAUUAACGAAUUGCAUGACCAUAGCAUUUAUUAACUGGUACACUUGAUCAUCGCAGUGGUACAUUUUCGUCUCGAUUCAUUGUUCUAUCUCGCUCAUGCUCUCUUUCUCUCUUUCUCUCCUCUCCCACUCUCUCACACGCAUUCAUACACGCGCACUCUUCUUUUUUCGCUCUCUCUCUCUCUUUCGCUCCUUCACUCAUUCAAUGUAAUAACAAGUUCACAGUUUCAAUUAAUAUCGUUUCUUUAUUGUUACAAUAGAUUUAUGCUUAUUGCACACUUCCAUGAUAUAAAACUCAUUCCACUAUUUUCUUACUCUCUCUCUCUCUCUCUCUCUCUCUCUCUCUCUCUCUCUCUCUCUCUCUCUCUCACUCUCUCUUUCUUUCUCUCACUCUCUCUCUCUCUUUCGCUCACUCUCUUUCACUCUCUCGAGAUACAAAAUUAAUCCAUCAUCGAAACACGUCGCACUGAUGAUUCUGUUUCUAAAAGGGGUCUGCAAAUAAAUUGUUUAAAUAACAAUAACUUAAAUAUAAAUAUCAACGCAAUAUGUCCCGUGAGCUCCUACAAUCGUCGAGAGAUUGAAUCCUAAUCUCUCCGUAUCCUUGAUCCUUCCGUUUUUCCUGCCUUCGUAAGCGCAACGACAUUGUCGUUCCUUGUCAAUGGCAACCUGCCUCUCAUUGAUCGAACUAGUCUUUCACAAUAACGUUUUUU
Molecule: messenger RNA, 3160 nt
Organism: Dinoponera quadriceps
Lineage: Eukaryota; Metazoa; Arthropoda; Insecta; Hymenoptera; Formicidae
Product: recQ-mediated genome instability protein 1-like
Exons: 9
Coding region: 170-1984 (604 amino acids)
Biological process (GO): double-strand break repair via homologous recombination; resolution of meiotic recombination intermediates
Cellular component (GO): RecQ family helicase-topoisomerase III complex; nuclear body
Molecular function (GO): nucleotide binding
Source: RefSeq, a predicted model, not a curated record